Ceratina calcarata is the source of this 3065-nucleotide messenger RNA. Its product is annotated as cleft lip and palate transmembrane protein 1 homolog. Bases 87 to 1997 code for a protein of 636 amino acids. Gene Ontology annotation, cellular component: membrane; endomembrane system. Lineage: Eukaryota; Metazoa; Arthropoda; Insecta; Hymenoptera; Apidae. The transcript has 6 exons. The record is from RefSeq and is a predicted model, not a curated record.
CCUCUCUGGCAGCGUAUAUCCGGUACAUGUGACUCCAUCUGAAAACGUGUGAUAGUCAGUAGAGAAGAAACAAUCUGAACAGAAAAAUGGUGGGCAGUGAAAAUGAUGAUUUCGAUCGUAAAGAAGUAGAGAUCAGGGAAACAAUGGAUAAUAAUCAACAAAACGGAGAAUUAGUUUCUGCGAGGAACAACGAGGAACGAGAUAUAAACGCGGAAAUUGACGAACAAAGGAGAAAAUACCAACCAACGCGGCUGGAGUCGUUUUUUGCAAUAACAAAAUCGUUAAUUAUACGUGUCCUCAUUAUUUAUUGUAUCAGUCAUCUGUUCAGACGGAUUCAGACCGACUAUUCUCCAACCUCCGGCGUUGCGAAUCCAACGCAUCAGCCGGCUGUAAAUUUAUUUAAGAACGGUACAUUGUUCGAUUUGCACGUUUACUUGUCAGAAUCAGAGAAUUUCGAGCAAUUCGACGAUCCAAGAAGUUUAAUAUGGUUGGAAAAAGGAUUAAUAUACGGGGAUUGGUACAGUGGACCAGAUAAAGAUGGAUCGAAAGUGAUGAUUCAUAAAUUUACAGCGUCUGAUCAAUUAAAAAACAAUGGAUCCAUAUAUCUUCACGUGUACGUUACAAAAACUGGGAAAACUCCCAAUCCUAAAUACUUGUAUGCAGGAGCAUCCAUGUCGUAUUCUAGAAAAAUGUUGAAUAAAUUUAAAAAAAUUCGAUAUCAGAGAAAGCAUAAUUUGUUGACUGGUGAGACGACAGCGACUAAAGAGGAGAUCGAAAAAGCUGAGUCGAUGAACCAGGAAUAUGUAUCUCACUGGCAUCCAAAUUUAACUGUUAAUUUAGUAACGGAUCAAACUAAUUGGGUGUACGGUCAAGUAUCGCCACCUUUAGAUACAUAUAUUCAGUUUUUGCCUGGCGAAAAAUUUUACAAGCCUGUAAUAUAUAUGAACGAUUUUUGGAAUAUGCAAAGAGACUAUCAACCUUUGAACAAUACUAUAAAAGAGCUUGAACUUAGAUUAACUUAUCAGCCAAUAUCGUUGUUUAAAUGGCAAAUUUAUGCAGCUCAAACAAUGAGAAAUAAAUGGACAUCUUCUCUCAUGGGAGAUUCUGUAGAUGAAGAUGAUAACGAUCAGGAUACUUUGAAAGAAACGUUGUUGGAAACAAAUCCCUAUCUCUUGGGUCUUACUAUAAUUAUAUCGAUAUUACAUAGCGUACUUGAAUUUUUAGCAUUUAAAAAUGAUAUCCAAUUCUGGAACAAUCGUAAUUCGUUGGAAGGACUUUCCGUUCGAUCUGUAUUCUUCAAUGUGUUUCAAUCACUCAUCGUUUUGUUGUACGUUCUCGAUAACGAGACGAACACGGUCGUUCGAAUCAGCUGUGCCAUUGGUUUAUGUAUAGAAAUAUGGAAAAUUAACAAGGUGAUAGAUAUCAGUGUCGACAAAAGUUCGAAGGUACUCGGUAUCUUUCCAAAAAUAACUUUCCACGACAAAGGAUCGUACGUAGAAUCUUCCACGAAGGAGUACGAUAGACUAGCUUUCAAGUAUCUAUCUUGGACCCUUUUCCCUCUUCUGGGUGGAUACGCGAUCUACUCGUUAAUGUAUUUGGAACAUAAAGGAUGGUAUUCCUGGGUUCUCAGUAUGCUCUACGGGUUCUUAUUAACGUUCGGAUUCAUUAUGAUGACGCCACAAUUAUUUAUUAAUUAUAAAAUGAAAAGCGUCGCGCAUCUUCCGUGGCGUAUGAUGUCUUAUAAAUUCAUAAAUACCUUUAUCGACGACAUGUUCGCAUUUGUUAUAAAAAUGCCGACGUUAUACAGAAUUGGUUGCUUCCGCGAUGACAUAGUUUUCUUCAUAUUUUUAUACCAAAGAUGGAUAUACAAAACUGAUCAUACUAGAGUAAAUGAAUUCGGUUUCUCUGGCGAGAUGGAAGCUAAGUUAGCCAGCGAGAAGAAACGAGAAGCUAUUAAAGACUGUCCAAAAAAAGAGGCAGAUAAAAAGAACGAGUAACGUCUGGUACAUAAUAAUUAGCAUUUGAAUGUAUUAUUCGAUCUUAAAUUAAUAAAUUUAUUAGUACCAAAGGACUACUAUACUACACACGUUAAUGUGUACCUUUGUCAGUUUCAUAAUAACUACGUCGGUGUGCAUGUACAUAUAUUUUUUUCUCGUUUAAAACAUCUAGCAGCUGUUCUAGCCGAAGCUUCACAAUUGCGUUGAUAUGCUCGGGGGCAGGAAUGUCCGUUACACCAGAGAAAUAUGCAGAAAAAGUUAUAGUAUAAUUGUAUAAAUCAGUGUAGGGAAGCUUUGUUUUUAAUAUCGCAUCGACUAUCGAUGCUCCGUAACGAUUCUCGUCCUUUUGUACCAGUUUUGUUUCGGCAUUUAACAAAUAUUUGCAAUCGGGAUUUAUUCAUACGGGUGUAAAUGAAACAAUCUGGACUACAUAUACACAUGUGCAUACAAUAUAUAUUGACGAGUAGUUUAAAUAAAAAUAGUAUUAUAUUUUAUAUAUGUAUAUCGUGUUUUUACGUAGCGUAUAUCUACGUUUACCUUUAUUAUACUUACGUAUAUGUAUCUCGAACGUCGCGUUGUUUCGUUCAGAGAAUUCUCUAAACAAAUUCACGUAAUGCAUAAGUGAACAAACUGUGCUCGCUCUUAGUCGAAUUACUGUUUUAAUAAAUCAAUGUCUUCAACGACCACUUUGUCGUGAUUACCAAAAGUGAAGAGUGAAUAAAAAGACGAGACGAAUAAAAUGAAAUUUUAUUGACUCUUUAUACAAUUUAUACUGGUUUCAAGUGUAAUAUUAUUAUAUAUAAUAUUAAUUCUUGUCUUGCUUUUCAUAAAGAGAACUCUCUAUAGCCUCGGUAGUAAACUGUGACAAUAAUUUAUGUACGUUAUCCGAAAUAUCUAAUUUCACGUGACAGGAAGAGGCAAAGUAGCAAUGGUCAAGAUCUAAUUUCCUUUUGUAUAAAUAUUCCUGCGAACGUAACAACAGAGAUUUAUGAACCAUCUUAAGUACAAAUUAUAUUAUAUGUACAGUGUCUAUAAUAUGCUAAAAAAAUACAAUUAUUUUCGUGCGAA